AUGCCUUCGUUAGCUGAACUGGACCCGGAGAUAGCCGCAGCCCUGGAGGGCGAAGACCGCAGGCAGCGUGAAUCCAUAGUACUCAUCGCUUCAGAAAAUUACGCCAGCAAAGCUGUAUUGGCGUCGGGUUCAAGCGUUGUCAGCAACAAAUACGCCGAGGGCUACCCAGGGCGCCGUUACUACGGGGGAUGCGAGCAUGUUGACGUCUUGGAGAGUCUGGCCAUAGAGAGGGCCAAGGAUCUCUUUGGAGGGGAGCAUGCCAAUGUGCAGCCGCACAGUGGCGCGCAAGCGAACAUGGCGGUCUACUUCGCCCUGCUGGAGCCGGGCGAAACGGUGAUGGGGAUGCAGUUGGACCAUGGCGGCCAUCUCACCCACGGCGCGAAGGUCAAUUUCUCCGGCAAGUUGUACAACUUCGUUUCAUACGGAGUGGACCGGGAAACAGAGACAAUUGACUUUGACUCCGUGGAGAAACUGGCACAAGAACACAAACCCAAGAUUAUCGUGGCCGGAUACAGCGCGUAUCCCCGGAUCAUAGACUUCCCCCGUUUCCGGGCCAUCGCAGACAGCGUGGGGGCGUACCUGAUGGUGGAUAUGGCGCACAUCUCUGGCCUGAUCGCCGGAGGGGCGCAUCCGUCUCCGUUCCCUCAUGCCCAGAUAGUGACCUCCACCACCCAGAAAAGCCUCCGGGGGCCCCGGGGCGGUUUCAUCAUGUGCACAGAGGACCUGGCGAAAGACAUCGACUUCGCCGUCUUCCCCGUGAUGCAGGGGGGGCCGAUGAUGCACACCAUUGCCGGGAAGGCGGUCUGUUUCGGCCAGGCCCUCAAGCCCGAGUUCGCCCAGUACGCGCACCAGGUCGUCGAUAACUGCCAGGUGCUGGCGACCGGGUUGUCCGAGGCAGGGAUGCGACUGGUUUCCGGUGGCACCGACAACCACCUGCUCCUGGUUGAUGUCACCCCCCUCGGCAUCACCGGAAGGCAGGCGGAGCAGGCAUUGGAAGCUGUGGGCAUCAUCGCCAACAAGAACGCCAUUCCCUUCGACCAGAGGCCUCCCCGGGUGACCAGCGGGCUGCGGCUGGGGACCCCUGCAAUCACGAGCCGUGGCAUGGGCACGACGGAGUCGGGUCAGGUGGCUUCGAUGGUGGCUCGUGUGCUGAGAGACAUAAACAACGAACAGGUUCACCGCCAAGUGGCCGACGAAGUACGUGAGCUCGCUGCCGGAUUCCCGGUGCCUGGCAUCGACGACUAG
This is a messenger RNA of Geodia barretti, 1245 nucleotides long. NCBI's taxonomy places the organism in Eukaryota, Metazoa, Porifera, Demospongiae, Tetractinellida, Geodiidae. The record is from the annotation of a GenBank genome assembly.